Molecule: messenger RNA, 1998 nt
Organism: Camelina sativa (false flax)
Lineage: Eukaryota; Viridiplantae; Streptophyta; Magnoliopsida; Brassicales; Brassicaceae
Source: RefSeq, a predicted model, not a curated record
AUGGCACUCGACACUGCCAGCAGAGGAGAUUUUUCUACUAACAUUGCCGCUGAAGCAAACCUCUUGAUCGAAAACCUUGCAACGAGUAACAGCAAUCAUAGCCAUGAGUAUGAUUGUUUUGUGCAUGUUGUUAACUCCGUGAAUACAGAUGUUAUUAAGAGUCUCACUGCCGAGGUAGAUCUUCUUUUGAAGAGAGAUCAGCAAGCUGUCAACAUGUGCGACGGGCAGAUGGGUGUGUAUCAGCAAGUUGGAGUAAAUUCAGGUUUUGAGGGGACAGAGGAGCUGAACUAUGUAAGAGGAAAAGGGAACUAUCAGAAUCAUGGGUUUAAUCAGAAUUAUAGAAAUAAUCCUAAUCUCUCCUACAGAAGCACCAACGUUGAGAAUCCUCAGGAUCAGCUGUAUCCUCCACAUAAUCAACAAGGUAACUUCCCGCAAGUAUUUCAGAACAAGGGUGCUGGAUUUAAUAGCUCAAAUGUCCAAGGAUACCACGCUCCAUCUGCAGCUCCACAAGAUAACAAACUCGAAUUGAUGAUGCAAGUACUGCUGGACGGCCAUAAGAAAAGUUCUGAUGAGAUUAAUGUCAAGAUUGAUAGCAUGUACAAUGAUUUGAAUAGGAAAUUUGAGAGGUUGAGUUCACGUGUUGAUUCCAUUGAUAAGAGAGUCUCUGCUAUUUCUUCUAGAUCUAAGAACAAAGAUUCAUGCAAUGCUAUAACACUCCAUGGUGGAAUCGAAGAUGGGCUGAGUUGUGCUGUGAUCAACUCACGUUUGGCUUCCUCAGAGACAGGAUCGAUCAGUCCUGAGCCUAGACCGGCCAGUCCCAUCCAUUCUGAUAAUUCGAGUCUGAUUUCUAGAGAAGUUGGAUCGACCAUUCCCCCUAUAGAUCAGUCGUUCCCAUCAAUAACGCAGAACCUGUCUUGGAAAGUCUCAGAUCGACCGAUCUACGUCCAGACCGAUGCUAGGGAGUCACUUCUUGUGGAACCAAAUCCCAAUAGGCCACAAAUUCCUUUUCCAAGAAGACAUGUGAAGAAACCUCUCGAUGAAACGAAAGGCAGUAAAGCAUAUAUAUUUGUUAAGAAGGUUUACAAUGAUGUUGUGGUUGAAGAAAAGGAUUUGGUGAAGGUUAAGGCGUUCUUGGCUCGAGAGAAGAACAUUCAUGCUCCAGCUUUGAAAAGACUACCCAAAUUAGAAGAUCCAGGAAAAUUUGUUGUUCCAUGCUCCAUCUUAGGAGUGAACUUUGAGGAUUCCCUUUGUGAUAUUAGAUCCAGUGUGAAUGUAAUGUCUAAGGCUGUUGUAGAGAGGUUGGGUAUUGCUGAUAUGAAGGCUUCUAAGGUCUCUCUAAAGUUUGCAAAUGUUGUCACCACGACUCCACAAGGCUUCAUUAAUAAUUUAGAUGUUCGAGUUGGGAGUUGCUUGGUUGCUACAGAAUUUCACGUUGUGGAAAUGAGCAAGGGUUCUGAAAUGCCUUUGAUUCUUAGGAGACCUUUCCUAGCAACAGUGGGAGCAGUUGUUGACUUGCCUAAUAAGAGGAUAACUUUCUCUAACAUUGAUGAUAAGGUCUUCUACAACGCAAUCACUGCAAAUGAGGCUAUACGACAUGGCUCUUCUCUAGUUGUAGAACAUGAGAAGAAGGUGGAUGUCAUGAUAAUGGGAGAGAAUAGUGAUAAGAAUGAGGUCGAAGAAGUCCUGGAUGGAGACAUUCAUUCUCCUGGGAAGAGGUCUAAGAAGGUUAAGAAGAGAGACAGGCAGAAGAUAGAGAGAGCGAUACGAGAUCUUUGUGUAACCUUGGUACCCCAGAAAUAUGUUAGAGACACCAUUGAGUACAAGGUGAAGUGUAAAGGAAUAUCUCGGCCUUUCUCUAAAGUUAAAGGCAUCCUCACUCCAGAGUUUAAAGAGAAAGGCCAAGAAGCAAUGGAUGAUAUGCUGAAAAAAAAUCUGGAGCUUAAGCUGACGAAUUGGAGAACUUGUUCUGAUAUGAGUUCUCAUCCUCCUAUCACUUGA